This is a messenger RNA of Hibiscus syriacus, 3248 nucleotides long. RefSeq names its product serine/threonine-protein kinase D6PKL1-like. Gene Ontology annotation, cellular component: nucleus; cytoplasm; plasma membrane. Gene Ontology annotation, biological process: protein phosphorylation. The transcript is spliced from 2 exons. The record is from RefSeq and is a predicted model, not a curated record. Gene Ontology annotation, molecular function: protein serine/threonine kinase activity; ATP binding. The coding region runs from base 507 to 3095 and encodes 862 amino acids. NCBI's taxonomy places the organism in Eukaryota, Viridiplantae, Streptophyta, Magnoliopsida, Malvales, Malvaceae.
GUCUUCAAGUCGGUUGUUGUAUAGCUGAUAGGCUGAUAGCUUUAUCGUGUCUUAGGAUUUCGGCAGCCUUAAGCUUCCUUAAUUUCGAAAAUGAAGGUUGGGAAAAGGAAUCCUGUAGUAUUAUGGCAAUUUAUUUGAUAAACUUGUAGUUGCUUUCUGAUUAAUUACUCACGCCCUUUCAUGGAAUUUUGCAGGAUCGUUAUACUAAAAUGAUCGGUUAUUUUAUUUUAUCUAUGUCUUCUAUUUCUCUCAAGCUUUGUGAUACAUUCUGGAAUUUGAAUACCAUGUUUUGUAAUUAAAAAGUGGGGUUUCGAUUGGCUAUAUAAACCCGAGAACCAUUAUGAUCCAGUGUUCUCUUCAGGGAUAAGUGAGGUUGUUUUAUUGCUCAGUUCUACUCAUCCUUUGAGAUACCGAUACUUCUUCAGAAAUAGGUUAGUUUAAGUUUGCAGAUUAUAUAGUUCCCCUGAUUUCUUGUUGUAUAGUCUUUGAGUUGAAUUUUAGAAAAAAUGAAUGUAGGGCCUAGUACUUCUGAAAUUGUUGAAUCAACUGAUGAAAUAGAUGCUGAAUUGAAAACGGGAGAACCUGGUAAGAGCUACUAUAUGCGAAAAUCAGGAAAUAAGUAUUCAAUUGAGGAUGACAUUAACCGUCUGUUUGAAGCAGUCAACAUUAGGACAUCAUCUAGGGUUUCAGGUUUCUCAAGGGAAAUUGGUAGAGAUGCUUUAUGGAAGCGUGCAAUGAAAAGACCAGUUAGAGUUGGUCCUUCUCAUGCUUCAGGAAUUGGAAUUUCUGAAUCUGUGAGUUUGAAGCAGGCACUUAGAGGAUUGUCUAUCUCUCAGGCAUCAGAGAUGGCUGCCAUGAAGAAGUGGUUAUCAAAACCAGUAGGUUCAUCAGGGGUCUCGGAAGCAGGAACUAUAAGAAGGUUGUACAGGGCUGUUGUAGUUGAAGAAAAUGGAUCUGGAGUUCCCCUUAAUGAAGGUAAAGGGAAUUUAGUGGAAAUCUCACUUGUUCCUGAAAAGAUCACAUCCUGUUCUUUGGAACAGAUUCCUGAAUCUUUGCAAGUGUCAAACAAGGAGGUUUUAAACCAAGAUUCAAGCCCUUCAGAUAAUGCAACAACAGAAAAAGCAACCACUAGAUUUCCGGCUGCAGAUCGGAUUGCUCAUUUGGUCAUGGAGUCUAAAAAUGAAGUUUCAGAAGCAGAACUUAAAAGGCUCAAUUCUAUUGGUUCUUCCACUGUUAAUCAUGCUGAUGAGGAAGCCAUGGAAAUUGGUUUUUCCUCUAUCCCAAUUUGUGUUCGAACUCCUUUGCCAGAUAAGGAGCCAAAGGUAAAGCUGCUUGCUGAAUCUUCUUCUCCUUCUGUUUCUAGUGCUUCUGGUAAGGUGAAGUCUGUUUCUGAAAAACCGCGACUAAUCAAGCCAGUCUUGAGGAACAAAAGCUUUUUGAGGAAGAAAGCAAAAGAGGAGUCAACUACCACUAGCAGCAGUUCGAAUUCCUGUAAUGUUUGUUUCAGCAAUGAUCUCAGUCCUAGUACUAGUUAUUCAGAUGGCCAAAUAGAAAAGCCUUCAGGCUAUGGAAGAAAGGAAAAUAUGAAAGUUUCUCAAGUUUCCAGCAGUACAAGUUGCAGUAUUGAAGUUAGCUCAAGCAUGGUGAGUACAAGUUUCAAAUUGAUUUCGAGUUCAAACUGUAGCAACAAAUCCAGACCAUCGUUGAUCGAAGCUGAUGACAGAUCAAGAUCAAGGGAAAAGGGAGAAUUUUCCCAAAGCUCGAAAAGUAGCAUUGGGGAGUGUAGUAGUAGCACAAUCACUAGUGAAGAAAGCAAUAUCAAUGAUUCUAGUCAGAUUGGUAGCAGACCUCACAUGUCAAAAAGUUUGAGGUGGGAAGCUAUUUGCUCCGUCCGGAAGCAGCAUGGAAGCUUGAGUUUGAAUCACUUCAAGCUUCUCAAGAAGCUGGGGUGCGGGGACAUUGGGACUAUUUAUCUUGCUGAGCUAACUGAUACAAACUGCUUAUUUGCUUUGAAAGUGAUGAACAAUGAAUUUUUGUUGAGCCACAAGAAGAUUCCUAGGGCACAAACAGAAAAGGAGAUUAUGCAAAUGCUGGAUCAUCCUUUUCUCCCCACACUAUAUGCCUACUUUGCAACAGAACAACUUUCUUGCUUGGUUAUGGAGUAUUGUCCAGGUGGUGAUUUGCACGUGUUACGACAGAAGCAACCUGGCAGGAGUUUCUAUGAACAAUCAGUAAGGUUUUAUGGUGCCGAAGUCCUCCUUGCAUUGGAGUACCUACACAUGUUUGGUGUUGUAUAUCGAGAUCUAAAACCAGAAAAUAUCUUGGUUAGAGAAGACGGUCACAUUAUGCUCACGGAUUUUGACUUGUCACUCAGAUGUGAUGCUAGUCCAGUGGUUCUUAAAUCCACUUCCUCCGUUGCUGGGCCUGCAGAGAAGACGUCAAGUCCAUGCUCUGAGUCAAGCUGUAUUGAGCCUUUCUGCAUCAAUCCAUCCUUUCAAGUACCAUGUUUCACUCCUAGGCUUCUAUCUCUUUCUUCCAAAUCAAGGAGGAUAAAAUCUGAUCUAGCUACUCAGAUUAACCCCAUGCCACAGCUUGUAGUGGAGCCAACCAGUGCCCGGUCAAACUCAUUUGUUGGAACACUUGAAUACCUUGCUCCAGAAAUCAUCAAAGGUGAAGGUCAUGGAAAUGCUGUUGAUUGGUGGACAUUCGGAAUCUUCUUGUUUGAGCUUUUGUACGGAAAAACGCCCUUCAAGGGUUCGGGAAACGAUGAAACACUAUCCAAUGUGGUGUCUCGUAGCCUUAGGUUUCCAAGCAGCCCUAUAGUUAGUUUUCAUGCAAGAGAUCUGAUACGAGGGCUUUUAGUUAAGGAGCCUGAGAACCGGUUAGGAUCAGUGAAAGGAGCUGCAGAGAUCAAACAACACCCUUUCUUUGAAGGCAUAAAUUGGGCUCUGAUACGUUGCGCAAUACCACCUGAGAUGCCAAGGGUCUGUGAAACUGGCAUCUGUGUGCCAGCCCCAGCUUUGCAGAAAAAAGAUAGCUCCAAAGGUGAUGAAUUGCAGGGCACCGAAGACCGUAUAGAGUUUGAUAUGUUUUAGAUAGGGCUUAUCUGAUGUGAGAAAAGGAAGCUCUUAUCUGGCUUCUCUUUUUAACAGUGAGUUUUCUUAUUCCGGUGUAUCUUAAUAUACAUAUAUAUACACUCUCACACUGUAAAUCGAAUUCAGAAAAAUGGUGACAAGUUAUUACUAUGA